AUGGCCGACUCAAACGGUUCACCACCACAAACCGUUCCUCAACGCGAUUCCUCGUUGCCUUCUUCUGAAAAGACACCUGAACCUCAUGUCGCGAAUGCAGCCAUUUCAGCAUCAGAGGACUUGACACCUGAACAGAAGCGCGCUCAAGCCGAAGACAGUAUCCAGCACACUGGUUUAUCAGAAGCGUUUAGCAAGAGUCAAGAAAAGCAUCGCACUGGUCAUUUAGCAACGGACCUUGGUACAAGUGACACGGCUCAAGUUAUGCAAGCGCUUGCAAACGCCAACGCCAAGCCUGUUGCUGAAGCCAAACAAGCGAGCGAUGAUGAUAAUGAGCCAAGUGCUGCUAUUGCUACCCCCAGCAACAAGACACCAGGAAGUUUUCCACCUGCCAGAGUUGGAUGGACAGCCUUUUCCACACUACCCAAUCCUGGAGAUGAAAAGACCAUGGAGGCUCUCAAGGAGACGUUUUCAACAGACGCGUUGGUGGACAUGUACAAAGGAUCACGUAACUCGGAUGGUUCGGAAACGCUUUCCAAUGACCUCCUCGCACAAUACCUCAACGAGUCGUACUACGGUGAAUGGUAUCACAACGCCGGCGUUAUGGUGUUUUCGGUGGUGUUUACGUGGUUGCUCACAAAGUUUGGUGGUGGUCUAAUGAUGUGUCUUGUCGUGGGUGCAUUUUUGGCAACCUAUUAUCAAACUUCGAUGCGUCGAUUGCGUCGUAAUGUUCGAGAUGAUAUUCAACGUGAACUUAUGAGCAACAAAUUGGAAACGGAUAUCGAGUCAGCUGAUUGGAUCAACCACUUUGUCUCUCGCUUUUGGCUUAUUUACGAGCCUGUACUCUCCGCUCAGAUUAUUGGCAUUGCUGAUGCUAUCUUGAUUGAGAACACUCCCUCCUUCCUUGAUUCGAUUCGCUUGAGCAGCUUCACUCUUGGUACAAAGCCCUUCCGCAUCGAUGGUAUCAAAACUUAUCCAAGAACGGAACCCAAUGUCGUGUGCAUGGAUUGGUCAGUCUCUUUUAUUCCCAACGAUGUCCUCGAUUUGACCCAACGUGAUCUCAAGUCCAAGGUCAAUCCCAAGAUCAUCCUCACCAUCCGUGUGGGCAAAGGCAUGAUUGGUGCUGGUAUGCCAGUGCUUUUGGAGGAUCUCGCUUUCAGUGGAACCAUGCGUCUCAAGUUUAAGCUCUUUAACGAGUUCCCUCAUGUCAAAACGGUUGAAGCCUCUUUCUUGGAAAAGCCCCAAUUCGAUUAUUCCCUUAAGCCUGUUGGUGGUGAAACAUUUGGUUUUGAUAUCAACAAUAUCCCUGGUCUACAGACCUUUGUGCAAGAGCAAGUGCAUGCAACGCUUGGUCCAAUGAUGUAUGCUCCCAAUGUAUACACUCUUGAUGUUGCUGGCAUGAUGGCAGGCACCACAGACCUUACAGCAGCCAAUGGAGUAUUGGCUAUCACCGUGUACAGCGCUUCGAAUCUCAAAGCCAGCGAUUUGUUCGGCAGCUUGGAUCCUUACAUCACUUUCCAUGUUGGCAACAUCCAUAAUGCUGAGCUUGGACGCACAACUGCUAUUGAAGAUACCAACAAUCCCAAAUGGAACGAGACCCACUUUUUGCUUCUCAACAACCUCAAUGAAUCCAUCUAUCUCGAAGUCAUGGAUAGAAACAGCAACCGCAAAGACACAGCUGUUGGUGUCGCCAACUUUGAUCUCAAGGAACUUAAUGAAUCCAACAACGUUGCCCAAGGUCUUAGCUUGGUGGUGUUGCGUUCUGGAAAGCCUGUGGGCGAAGUCAAAUGUGACAUGCACUACUUCCCUGUAUCCAAGCCUGAGAAACAAGAAGAUGGCACCAUUGUUCCACCUCCCGAUUCCAACAGCGGUGUGCUUCGCUUUACAGUGCACGAGUGCAAGGCUUUGGGUGGUGAUACUUCUCGAAGCAGUGGGUUCGGCCUUCCUAUCAUUGGCGGCAAGGAUGAUACCAAUGCCUAUGCUAUUGUGAGAGUGAAUGGUCAAGAAAAAUUGCGUACCAAGGUGUUCAAGCGUAGUGUCAAUCCUCGUUGGGACAAGUUUAUCGAAGUCUUUGUUGCCGACAAGACCAAGUUGGACUUGGGUGUCAAUGUCGUCAAUAGCAAGGAGUUUGUGGAUGACGAGGUGAUUGGAAGAUGGCGUUCAAGCUUGCUCAAUUUGGAGCAAGAGCAUAUCAAGGAUGGUGUUGACUGGUGGAACCUUAAGGAUGGUGCUGGUCAAAUCCAUUUGAGUGCCAUGUGGAAGCCUAUCGUCAUGACUGGAUUUGCAGAUGGUCUUGGUAGUGUUCAAUAUCGUCCACCUAUUGGUGUGGCUCGCCUUCAUUUCUUUGGUGCACGUGAUCUCAAGAACGUUGAAGCUCUCACUGGUGGCAAAUCCGAUCCUUACAUUCGUGUCUUGUCAGCUAUGCAAUUGCGUGGUGCAAGUGAGCGCGUUGAUGAUAACUUGGAUCCUGAUUGGGACCAUGUCAUUUAUGUCCCCGUUCACUCUAUGCGUGAAGAUUUGAUCUUUGAAGUCAUGGAUUACAACGACAUCCAAAAGGACAAGUCCCUUGGUCUCUACGAUUUUAUUCUCAAGGACAUCGUCAAGGAAGUAAAGACCGAGGAUGGUCAAGUGUACUAUGAGCCUACAGAGCCUAUUGACCAAUGGGUGGAUUUAAUGAGCCCCGAACGUCGUAAGGGCAAGGGUCGUUUGCAUUUCGCUGCUUCAUUCAUUCCAAUGAUGGAACUUCCCCAACCUGAAAAGAAAGAGGAGGAGGAAAAGAAAGAAGAAAACAAGGAGGAAGCCAACAAGGAUGAUGUCGCUAAUGGUCAAGAACCACCUGCAACUCCACCUGAGGAAGCUGACCAGCUUGCAGUUGCCGAUUUGCCCGAAUCAGAUCUUCAUGGCGAGCUUAUCAAGUACAAUGCGGAGAAAAAGAUCGAUUACCUUGCAUAUGAAUCGGGUAUUCUUACGGUCACUAUCCAUGGUGCCAAGUACAAGGAGCGUGUUAAGGGCUUUGCUGAAGUGCUUGUUGACUCCAAUGACCCACAAUGGCGUACCGCUCAAAUCAAGGGUGUUGAUUUACCUUUCAACGAAACCGGUGAUGCUUUUGUUAAGGAAAUGGACUUUUCUCGAGUCGUUGUGCGCAUUCGACCUAGCAGCGAUGAUGAUAAGGAUGAUUCAACAAUUGGUUACUUCACCAGCUCUGUGCGUGAUAUUGUGCGACGCAUCAUGGAAAAGACCGAUGAAGAAAAUGAGGAGGGUGAGAGCUACCGCUUGAUUGAUAGCGAUGGUGCUACUAUUCGCUUGAGCUUCAAGUUCACCCCUGUUGUCAACUUCAAAUUGGAUCCUAGGGAGAGCCUUGAGAACCAAGGAAACUUGACAGUGACACCUAUUCGUGCAAGCAACCUUCCAUCGGCUGAUCGUUCUGGUACCAGUGAUCCAUUUGUUGUCUUUUUGAUGGAAGAUGUCAAGGUUCACAAGACUGAAGUUUACAAGAAGCAACUCAAUCCUAAGUUCGAGAACGAGCAAUUCACUGUACCAGUUGCAAAUCGUAUUGGCGUCAAGCUUGUUGCUGAAGUGUAUGAUUGGGAUCAAAUUGGCAAGGACACGUUGCUUGGACGAUGUGAAGUGGCUUUUGAUGGAGAACAACUUGAGAGCUUUGCCGCCAAGGAUGUUGAAGCUUCGUUGGGUGGUGGUGCAACCAUUCGCCUUCGUAUGUUAUGGUCGCCACAACUUUUGGCUCGUAAACGCACUGGUACAACGCUUCUCAGCUCUACGACCAAGAUCUUUACUUCUGCACCAGGAGCCGCUUUUGGAGUUGGCAAGGAUGUUGUCGGUGCAGGUUUUGGUGCUGGCACCAAGGUGAUCGGCACAGGUGGCAAAGUCAUUGGUGGUGGUGUCUCUGCUAUUGGCGGCGGUGUCUCUGCUAUUGGUGGUGGCGUAUCUGCUAUCGGAAGCGGUAUUGGUAGUGGUAUUCGAGGCAUUGGUCGAUUCGGCAAAAAGGACAAGGCAAGCGAUGCAAGCUCAGAUUCAUCAUCCACCACUCCAGCUCCAGCUCCUGUUCCUACCACGAGCACCACAAGUACCAACCACGAUGGUAGAGCUAGCGUUGACUCUGGUGCUGUUCCAAGACAAUCCAUGGGUGAAGGCCAAGGUGGUGGAUUAACUGGUACAUUGAAUGUAUCAUUGUUGGGUGCCAGAAAUCUCAAGGCCAUGGAUCGAAGUGGUACAAGCGAUCCUUACGCACGUGUACGUAUGGGCAACAAGAUUGUUCACAAGACCCGUCAUGUGAAGAAGACAUUACAACCUGAAUGGAACGAAUCAUUCUCAGCACCUCUAAAUGGUGGUAGCUCCAUCCUCGACAUUAAAAUCAAGGACAAGAACACGCUCAACGAUGUUGAUAUUGGUGAUUGCUUUGUCAAUGUUGCCGAGUUAUUGCAAAACCAGAAUGUUUAUGAAGGAUGGUUGCCAUUGGAACCCCAAGGAACGGGUGAGGUACAUAUUCGAAUGGAUAUUUCUUCAGAUGGUGGCGACAAUGGCAGCUCGACUAGCCGUGGAUUGUUUGGCAGAAAGUAG
Molecule: messenger RNA, 4572 nt
Organism: Lichtheimia ornata
Lineage: Eukaryota; Fungi; Mucoromycota; Mucoromycetes; Mucorales; Lichtheimiaceae
Exons: 9
Coding region: 1-4572 (1523 amino acids)
Molecular function (GO): lipid binding
Source: RefSeq, a predicted model, not a curated record